Molecule: messenger RNA, 1392 nt
Organism: Protopterus annectens (West African lungfish)
Lineage: Eukaryota; Metazoa; Chordata; Ceratodontiformes; Protopteridae
Gene: UBLCP1
Product: ubiquitin like domain containing CTD phosphatase 1
Biological process (GO): protein dephosphorylation
Cellular component (GO): nucleus
Molecular function (GO): protein serine/threonine phosphatase activity; protein binding
Source: RefSeq, a predicted model, not a curated record
UCGUUCUCCGUAUUGAGGACGUCAUAAUAGAUGCGCUGCUGGGAGAGAAAGGAGGUUGCUUGGUGCAUUGUGCGACUCAGGAUACAGCUUAACAGAGAAUAGUACAUGUGUACAAGUCGUAUGUGUACCAGGGAAUCUGCAGAUGGUAGCAAAAUGUCAAUGCCUAUUAUAAUUAAAUGGAGUGGUCAGGAAUACUCCAUAUCUACCCUUUCAGAAGAGGAUACCAUAUUGGAUUUGAAACAGUUAAUUAAAACUCUUACAGGUGUGCUACCUGAAAGGCAGAAGUUGCUUGGUCUUAAACUCAAAGGCAAGCCAGCUGACGAUGAUGUGAAGAUUGGAACUUUAAAACUGAAACCAAACACAAAAAUCAUGAUGAUGGGGACCAGAGAAGAAAGCCUGGAAGAUGUGUUGGCACCACCUCCUGACAGUGAUGAAGUAAUUAAUGAUUUUGACAUUGAAGAUGAAGUUGUUGAAGUUGAAAACAGACCACAGGUCAUGUGCAGAGACUGGUGUGGAAUUAAUGAGACCUUACCUUCACGAGUUCCUGACAUCUGCAUAUGAAGACUAUGACAUUGUAAUAUGGUCUGCCACCAGUAUGAAGUGGAUUGAAGCUAAAAUGAAAGAGUUGUGUAUCACUACAAAUCCAGAUUACAAGAUAACAUUUAUGCUUGAUAGUGCUGCUAUGAUCACAGUGCAUACGCCAAGGAGAGGAGUGGUAGAGGUGAAGCCUCUAGGUGUGAUAUGGGGAAAAUUCCCAGAUUUUUACAAUAGGCAAAACACUAUUAUGUUUGAUGAUAUUGGACGAAACUUUCUGAUGAAUCCACAGAAUGGACUAAAGAUAAAACCAUUCAUGAAGGCUCAUCUUAAUCGAGAUAAGGAUAAAGAGCUACUAAAACUGUCACAGUACCUCAAGGAAAUUGCAAAACUAGAAGACUUGUCUGAACUUAAUCAUAAACAUUGGGAAAGAUUCUUAUCAAAGAAGCAAGGGCAUUGACUUAUCAGAAGACAUUGUAGAAAGCACGUGGAGAUAGCACUGUGUCAGUCUAGUGAACGUCCUGGGAGUUGUGAUUUUGAGCAGCGUUUUUGCUGGAUACCUCAUCAAGAUACCCGAAGAAGCUACAUUUUACUACGUCUUCCAGCUUGUCAAAAACAUUGUAAUAGAAAGAUUGAUAGUAGGACUUCGGGUCCAGCAGUCCUGUACUAUAUCAAAAACUUUUUUUUUUGUAAUAUUGUUGAGUUCCACAUAUUAUUUAUUUCUGAAUUGCUUUGGGGAAGAAAAACACUGCUGGACAGAUCUGUAGUUCUCAUUAGACACACCCCAUGCAUAAUACCCUGCUGUGGGAACAGCAUAUUUUCUUGAUGACUUUUACUGAUUAAAAUUUGAAAGAAAAA